Sturnus vulgaris (Common starling) is the source of this 1743-nucleotide messenger RNA. The record is from RefSeq and is a predicted model, not a curated record. Lineage: Eukaryota; Metazoa; Chordata; Aves; Passeriformes; Sturnidae.
AUGGCAGAGCCAGAGUGCAAUAGCAGCCCUUCCCUGCUUAACAGCACUGCCUGCGGGAUAAAAGCUUCAGUGUUUUCUCACUCUGAGCCGUCUGGAUGGGGCCCUGGAAGCAGUGGAGCUGUGACAGCUCCUGCUCAGGCCCAAAUCAUCCAUGCUGGGCAAGCGUGUGUGGUGAAGGAAGACAACAUCAGUGAACGUGUUUACACAAUUCGGGAGGGGGACACGCUGGUCCUGCAGUGUCUGGUCACAGGACACCCCCGGCCACAGGUGAGAUGGACCAAAACUGCUGGCAGCGCGUCGGACAAAUUCCAAGAGACGUCAGUGCUUAACGAGACCCUUCGGAUUGAGAAGAUCCAAAGGCUGCAGGGGGGCCGCUAUUACUGUAAAGCAGAAAAUGGGGUUGGGGUCCCUGCCAUCAAGUCCAUUCGAGUAGAUGUGCAGUAUCUAGAUGAGCCUGUUCUCACCGUGCACCAGACCAUCAGUGAUGUACGUGGCAGCUUCUACCAAGAGAAGACCGUCUUCCUCCGCUGCACUGUCAACUCCAACCCUCCAGCUCGCUUCAUCUGGAAACGGGGAGCCGAGACACUUUCUCACAGUCAGGACAAUGGUGUGGACAUCUAUGAGCCCCUUUACACACAGGGUGAAACCAAAGUCCUGAAGCUGAAGAACCUUCGACCUCAGGAUUAUGCCAGCUACACAUGCCAGGUGUCCGUCCGCAACGUCUGCAGCAUCCCUGACAAAGCCAUCACCUUCCAGCUCACAAACACCACAGCCCCACCUGCUCUGAAGCUAUCUGUCAAUGAGACUCUGGUGGUCAACCCUGGUGACAACAUCACUAUGCAGUGCUCUCUGACGGGCGGUGACCCACUGCCAGAAGUGGUUUGGUCCCACUCUCCUGGCCCAAUGCCUCCCAAUAGCCUCGUGCAAGGAGGCAACCUCACCAUCUGGAGGAUCCGUGUGGAGGACUCAGGCUACUACAACUGCACGGCCAUCAACAAUGUGGGGAACCCGGCAAAGAAGAUUGUGAACCUGCUGGUGAGGUCCAUGAAGAAUGCCACAUUCCAAAUCACUCCUGAUGUGAUCAAAGAGAGUGAGACCAUCCAGUUAGGCCAGGACUUGAAGCUCUCAUGCCAUGUAGAUGCUGUCCCCCAGGAGAAGGUUGUCUAUUCGUGGUACAAGAACGGAAAACCAGCCAGGUUCUCAGACCGGUUGCUCAUCACCCGCAAUGACCCCGAGCUCCCACCUGUGACCUGCAGCUUGGAGAUUAUUGACCUGAGAUUCAGUGACUAUGGCACCUACCUGUGCGUGGCUACCUUCCAGGGAGCACCCAUUCCUGACCUCAGUGUGGAGGUGAACAUCUCCUCAGAGACAGUGCCACCAACAAUCAGUGUCCCUAAGGGCCAGUCCUCCAUCACUGUGCGGGAAGGCUCCAGGGCCGAGCUGCAGUGCGAGGUUCGAGGGAAGCCGAAGCCACCCAUCAUCUGGUCCCGGGUAGAUAAGGAAACCCCCAUGCCUUCAGGGACAAUGACAAUGGAGACUUACGAUGGGAAGCUGCACCUGGAGAGUGUGAGCCGGGAAAUGAGUGGAACCUAUAAGUGUCAGACGGCCAGGUACAAUGGAUUCAACAUCAGACCCCGGGAAGCACUGGUGCAGCUCAAUGUGCAGUGUGAGUACAAGCUACAGUGCUGGAGUGCCUGCCUGAAUGCCUGUGUACACAAAAGCCCGGGGGCUAGGCAGGGUUGA